AUCCCAGUUAGCAGUUGGGGUGUAUGAACCCGUGCUGUGGAUCUGUGAUUUCAAAAACAGUUACUGCAGAAUGGCUUUUAAUCCAAAUUUUAACGACAUAGGGAAAAAUUUUGCGCAAGUUUACUACCAAACGUUCGACACCAACCGAGCAAAUUUGGCAUCUUUAUAUGAAAGCCAGUCUAUGUUGACUUUUGAAGGAGAUCAAUUUCAAGGAAGAGAACCUAUUAUGAAGAAACUUACAGGACUACCAUUUACCACUGUUAAACAUGUGAUAACCACUAUUGAUUGUCAGCCAAGUACAGAUAAUGGAGUUGUAGUGUUUGUUGUCGGACAACUCAAGACAGAUGAUGACCCUCCACAUGGCUUCAGCCAAUGUUUCCACUUGAAGCCAGGGAGUACAAAUUAUUUUGUUCUUCAUGACAUGUUUAGACUAACCCUGCAUCAUGGGUGAAAAGGAUAACACUCAACAAAUAUGAAGAUCAUUGUUGUUCUCAGUGCAUGUAAAUGGAUGUGGUGGUGUGUGACCUAGUAAUAAUAUGCAAAAAGCAAUCGAGGAUAUGCAGUUUUGUGGAAAAACCAAAGUAAAUGCCUGUCCAGUACUACUCUGUAACUUAAAACGGUAGAGUUUUAAAUGCAGCUUUUACUUGGUUGUUGACAAACCAGGCAAUAACUAUUCUCUAAAGUCUUGGAUAAUAAAUUAUUUUUUUGCAGGUUCAUUUACUAUUCUUUAACAAAAAAAAGUUACUUGCUAAUUCCACAUUGAUGGCAUAGUUUCUGAUGGAAUGGCCAAUAUUUUAGGAGUGCUAAUAGACAACCAUUGUACUGCAGAGAACUUGCAGUUACUGCAUGCACCACUUGCAAGUUUCAUAAUCCUUGAAAAAUAUGCAAGUUGAAAUGAUUCUUCAGGUUUCUUAUUAACCAUCUUUUUAGAUAUUACUUACAGGAGCAAAGCCACCUUUUUACUUUGAAGUCUUGUGUUAUAACAGUGAAGCAGGUGGAGAAAGAACUAUAGGCUGGCUAUGUCCCUUCCUUAGGUAUUAUUUAGGUUUGGAUUCAAAGUGUUCUUUUAAAAUAAAGUUUUAGCAAAGAGCUUGUUUCCCA
This is a messenger RNA of Stylophora pistillata, 1101 nucleotides long. RefSeq lists its product as uncharacterized. Lineage: Eukaryota; Metazoa; Cnidaria; Anthozoa; Scleractinia; Pocilloporidae. The record is from RefSeq and is a predicted model, not a curated record. Gene Ontology annotation, biological process: nucleocytoplasmic transport.